UCUACGUUUUAUAGUUCACCAUGCUUCCAUUUCUUUCUCAAAGUUUCAACACUCUUUGUUUGUCCUCAGCUUCUGAACUCAACCAAGACAAAGCCAUGCAUGAAACAAAUAUGAUGAAGGCCAAUUCUAACUUGCAUAAAAGAAAGUCUAGCUUGAUUAGUGGUGGACAUCCUUCUGCAUUCAAGAAGAGGAUAUCAAGAAGGGGAAGCUAUGAGGAUUCUCUUGAAGUUGAAAGAAAGCAGCUAGAGGAUAAUUUUACUACAGAAGACAAUUAUAAUGAGAAUGAGGAUAAGAAUGAUGUUGGUGACAACACGGAUGCAGAAAAAGCAAGAGAUGAUGAUGAUGUAGUGGAUGACCAUCAAGAGGAAGCAGAGUACUUACCAGAGGGUGAUGGUCCAACUGCUACAGAGGAGCAACACCACAAAGGUUUGGUCACAAAAGAUGCAAAUGAAAAGAAUAAGCCUUCUACACGACAUUUCAUCCAUGGAUAUCACUUGAUCCAAGGACAGAUGAAUCAUGGAAUGGAAGACCAUAUUUUUGCUCAACACAGGAAUCUCGACGGUUAUGACUUAGGGUUGUAUGCAAUAUUUGAUGGUCACUCCGGUCAUGAAGUUGCAAAAUACUUGCAAAGUCAUCUGUUCGAAAAUAUACUGAGUGAGCCUGAAUUCUGGGAAAAUCCAGUGCAUGCUGUUAAGAAAGCAUGUAAAGCCACGGAUGAUGAGAUUUUAGAAAACAUAGCUGAUUCACGUGGAGGAUCAACAGCUGUUGCAGCAAUACUAAUUAAUGGAGUAAAGCUACUGGUAGCCAACAUUGGUGAUUCUCGAGCAAUAUCGUGCAAAAAUGGUCGAGCAAAACCACUUACUGUGGAUCAUGAACCAGAGAAGGAAAAAGAUCUUAUUGAGAGUAGAGGAGGUUUUGUGUCUAAGAAGCCAGGGAAUGUUCCCAGAGUGGAUGGCCAAUUAGAAAUGACACGAGCAUUUGGAGAUGGAAAACUGAAGGAGCACAUUACGGCAGAACCAGAUGUGACGAUUCGGAAGAUUGAUGAAGACACUGAAUUCAUCAUUUUGGCAAGUGAUGGCCUAUGGAAGGUGAUGACAAAUCAGGAGGCUUGUGACUGUAUCAGGGAUGAGGAUGAUGCGCAAAAAGCAUCCAAGAAGUUAGUCAAAGAAGCUAAAUCUCAGGGAAGCUAUGAUGAUAUUUCAUGCAUAGUUAUUAUAUUCUAGCUUAAGUCCUCCACAAUGCUCCUGCAUGUUAUACAUAGUUUCCUUUGUCUGCUCUGCUGUAAAAUAUUUUAAAUUCCUUUAACUCGAGGAAAUGUCUCUUUAAAGUCUCCUGAGAGUCAUGUACGGCAGUUUAACUAGCUACUGUUAUAUGUUUCUUUAUUUAGUCAA
Messenger RNA from Glycine soja, 1391 nucleotides. Its product is annotated as probable protein phosphatase 2C 39. Gene Ontology annotation, biological process: protein dephosphorylation. The transcript has 8 exons. Gene Ontology annotation, molecular function: protein serine/threonine phosphatase activity. NCBI's taxonomy places the organism in Eukaryota, Viridiplantae, Streptophyta, Magnoliopsida, Fabales, Fabaceae. The record is from RefSeq and is a predicted model, not a curated record. The coding region runs from base 21 to 1223 and encodes 400 amino acids. Gene Ontology annotation, cellular component: nucleus; cytosol.